AUGGGCUCCGAUCUAACAAUGCAGUCACGGAAAAGGUACGUCGCGCUUGUGAUUCUAUUUUUCUUUGUAAAUCAUGGAACUUCUUCAGUGACUCAUUAUUCUAUACCAGAGGAGAUGAAAGAAGGAUCAGUCGUUGCCAACCUUGCCAGCGAUCUAAGCUUGGAUGUCAAAACACUGAGUCAGAGGAAGAUGCGUCUUGACCUCAUCGCCAAUAAAAAACAUGUGGAUGUGAACAAAGAGACUGGUGAACUCUAUGUUGUGGAGAAGAUUGAUAGGGAAUACAUCUGCAACACAAAAUCCUCUUGCUAUCUGAAAAUGGAAGUUAUACUUGAAAAUCCUUUGCGAAUAUUUAAUAUAGAAGUAGAAAUUUUGGAUAUAAAUGACAACGCCCCACAUUUCCGAAGAGACGCCAUACAUUUGGAUAUAUCUGAAGCAACGCCUGCUGGGGAAAGAUUCUCAUUGAGCAAUGCCGUUGAUCCUGAUGUUGGAAGCAAUUCAGUAAAAACGUACCAUCUGAGUGAAAGUGAACAUUUUACAAUUGAAGUUCAGACUGGAAGAGAUGGGUCUAAAUUUGCCGAUUUGAUAUUGAAAAAGGCUUUAGAUCGGGAGCAGCAGGCUGUUCAUAAUUUAAUAUUAACAGCUGUAGAUGGAGGCACGCCUGCUCGCUCUGGCACUGCGAGUGUAAUUGUUCAUGUUUUAGACACAAACGAUAAUGCACCCACAUUCGACAAACCAAUGUACAAUGUUCAAAUAACAGAAAAUUCUCCUAUUGGAAGCGUUGUAAUUCAUCUCAAUGCAACCGAUUUAGAUGAGGGAUCAAAUUCUGAUGUAACGUACUCAUACAGUUUAUAUACGUCAGAGAAAACACAAGAAACAUUUCAUCUAAAUCCUUCCACUGGUGAAAUUACUGUUAAAGGAAUGUUA
Plectropomus leopardus (leopard coralgrouper) is the source of this 924-nucleotide messenger RNA. The record is from RefSeq and is a predicted model, not a curated record. Lineage: Eukaryota; Metazoa; Chordata; Actinopteri; Perciformes; Serranidae.